Messenger RNA from Ruditapes philippinarum (Manila clam), 541 nucleotides. Its product is annotated as NPC intracellular cholesterol transporter 2-like. Lineage: Eukaryota; Metazoa; Mollusca; Bivalvia; Venerida; Veneridae. The record is from RefSeq and is a predicted model, not a curated record. The transcript has 4 exons. Gene Ontology annotation, biological process: sterol transport. Bases 71 to 517 code for a protein of 148 amino acids. Gene Ontology annotation, molecular function: sterol binding.
UAACUAAAAAUCGUGACCUUUGAUUAAAGAUAAGAUUAAGAGGUCUGAAAAUAAGGCAAAAUUUCUCAAGAUGUUGAAACUUGUGGUAGUAUUUGCAAUUUAUUGUGUUGCAACAAGUUUUGCGGUGACUUUGACUCGCUACACUGACUGCGGGUCAAAGGCAGAUAUCCAUUCCAUAGUGUUGGAACCAUGCAACAGCGAGCCCUGUAUAAUACACCAGUUACAGAAUUAUACAACGCAUAUCAGGUUUACACCCAAGGUUACCCAUCAGAAUGCUAAUAACUUUGCAACGGGUAUAAUAGCUGGAGUGCCAACACCAUUCGCAGUGUCACCGAAAAAUGCCUGUGGUAAUGGCUUGACAUGUCCUAUACAGGCUGGCCUACAACAAACAUACACAGCCACCGUUCAGUGCCCUAUUACCACACCGCUACGAAUUGCUGCCAAGUGGGAGGUCAAAGACGAGAAUAACGAGGACAUCAUUUGUUUUGUAUUUCCGACUACAAUUGUAAAACACUGAUCAAUAAAUUGUGUAUAAUACCUA